Pochonia chlamydosporia 170 is the source of this 1608-nucleotide messenger RNA. RefSeq names its product S-adenosylmethionine-dependent methyltransferase superfamily domain-containing protein. Gene Ontology annotation, molecular function: protein-arginine N-methyltransferase activity. The coding region runs from base 1 to 1608 and encodes 535 amino acids. Gene Ontology annotation, cellular component: nucleus. The record is from RefSeq and is a predicted model, not a curated record. The transcript has 3 exons. Gene Ontology annotation, biological process: peptidyl-arginine methylation. Lineage: Eukaryota; Fungi; Ascomycota; Sordariomycetes; Hypocreales; Clavicipitaceae.
AUGGACAACCGGUGUGAAGAACCGAUGGCCCAAGGAUCGGAUACGUCAGAAGAAAGCAACUGGCUCGAUGUCGAGCCUGACGUGGAAAGGGUCGAAAUUGUAUCACUUUUCGACUCCAAAGUCUUUGCCACACUUCCAGAAAUGUUACAAUAUUGCAAACAACAGUAUGGCUUCGAUCUGGUCCAAAAUGUUCAGCGCCUGCAGUUGGACUUCCUGGGAGCAAUUAAGUUGAUAAAUUUCAUUCGCCUGCAGGUGAACAACAAGUCUACUCUGCCUGCCGAAAUUUCUAUUGGGGACAUUGAGGAUGAUGGCUUGCUCAAACCAGUACUAUCGAACGACGCUGCCAUUUUCUCUCUCGACGAAGUGUUGGGAUCCCCAACAGAAGCCCAGAUGGGAACAUCAGACGCAAUGGACGACUCAUACAUUGAUCUGCAGAAGAACAACAGACGUCUUGAAGUCGAACUAGCUUCCAUCCGUGAAAGCUUUGCAAACUAUCGCUUGGCUGUGGAAGAAACGCUGGAUCGUCGUUGGGGCGUCAAUGAUAUUCCAGGUCCAUCGCCGAACGCGAAAGAAAAAGACCCCUCGGGAUACUACUUCGAAUCUUAUGCAGCACACGACAUACACGAGACCAUGCUCAAGGACACCGUUCGUACGGAUGCAUAUCGGGACUUCAUAUACGAGAAUAAGCAUAUUUUUAAAGACAAAGUAGUACUUGAUAUUGGUUGUGGGACUGGAAUUCUUAGCAUGUUUUGCGCCAAGGCUGGCGCAGCAAAGGUGAUAGCCGUUGACAGAUCGGACAUCAUUGACAAAGCCCGCGAAAAUGUCUUCAACAACAGCUUUUCCGAUGUUAUAACAUGUGUGAGAGGCAGUAUCGAAGAUGUUGAGCUGCCAGUUACAGAAGUCGAUAUCAUCGUCAGUGAAUGGAUGGGUUACUGUCUACUCUACGAAGCAAUGCUGCCAAGUGUGCUAUACGCACGGGAUAAAUAUCUCAAACCUGAUGGCCUUCUAGUUCCUAGCUCAGCGACACUGUGGAUUGCCCCAUUGAAGGACGAGGCAUAUGUGUUGGAUCAUAUUUCAUAUUGGCACGAUGUCUAUGGCUUUGAUAUGAAAGCAAUGCAAGAGGGCAUUUUCGAUGAGGUUCGUAUACAAAGCAUGCCAAAUUCGUCACUUUGUGGUCAACCCUACCCUUUUAGAGUUCUGGACCUCUAUUCAACACGUCCAGAAGACCUUACGUUCACAGCCAGAUGGGAAACGGAGCUAGACAGCGGUACGGACAACAUCGAUGGAUUUCUUAUUUGGUUUGACAACUUUUUUUGCCCGUCCAGAUCUGACCCAGUCCCUGAAGCAACCGCCACGGCGGCUAAAUGGGCUGCUGAGUCCCCAGGUCAUGUGGCUUUUACCACUGGCCCUGACGGCCAGGAGACUCAUUGGAAACAGGGUCUGCUUCUAACAGGUUCACGGAUGUCCCCAGAUUCCGUUGAAGCCCCCAGCCGUCUGGGGGGGCAAAUUACAUUCUCUGCUGCAGCGGACAAUGCACGAGCGCUCACGCUACGCCUGAAUUGGUCAACUGGGCAUGAAGAAAGAGAGCAAAGUUGGGAACUCAAAUAG